AUGUCCAGCAACCCCACGACAGUGGACUUGUUGUCGGAUUUCGAUCCCCUCCGUGAAGCACCGACACUCUCUCAGACAUUCCACGGAAAUGAUGAGUCCCCAGCCCCGGUGGUGCUCGUUCAGGGACGAAAUGAGCUAGUUGUGGCACGAGAUGUGCCAAAGAACGACAGCUUGCAGCAGGGAGUCUACAACAUCGAAGAGGUUCGGCGCGCCAGGGAUUUUGUCGAGAAACUACACCAUGGGCUUGAGCCCUCCAAUGUCACGUUGGCCAACAAGAUUGAGAAUGUGGUGGGCAAGAGCCUGGCUUCAGUUCUGCAUUUGAAGACCUCUCUUCCUGCAAGGCUUCAGAGUUUGUUGGCUGAUGUCCAACAGGUCCGCGCCGUGGAGGGCAAACGUGUUGUUGAUAUCAUCGAACGUUCUGGACUUAAAGAUGAUGAUGUGAAGAAUGCGCAGAACGGAAUUUCCCAAAUCCAGACGCAUAUCUUUGGUGAAAAAAUGAAUGAUUUGCUGAACAUGGUCCAGGAAUGUGAGGAAGAAUUCAGGAAGACUGAAGGAGGAUACGACCAAUGCAUGCAUGAACAGGAAGCCAACCUAUGUCGCACAUACAACAUCACGAAAUACAUCAAGUAUGUGUACACGCCCCUCAAAGUCAUCGUUGCACCUCCUGAUCUGGUUCUGUCUGGAAGCAUUUGUGUUUCCUUUGCCACUUCUGUUUCGAUGAAACACCGGCCGGGUCUUGCUUCGCUUUUUUUUGGGGCAUUCGGAUUUGCAGUUGCAACUCUGUCCACAAAGUUCUUAUCUCUGGGUCUCCGCUCGGAUUUUGAUCAGAUCCAGAUUGAAAAAAAAGAAAACUUGUCCGAAGUGCGGCAGAUCAGAAGCAUGGGGCAGCAGAUGGGGAACCAUCUCAAGACUAUCCAGGAUGACAUUCAGCGUCUUCAAGCGUGCCACACAAGAUUGAGCAUCUGA
This is a messenger RNA of Cladocopium goreaui, 966 nucleotides long. The record is from the annotation of a GenBank genome assembly. Lineage: Eukaryota; Dinophyceae; Suessiales; Symbiodiniaceae.